AUGCCGGCGACGAUUCCCACGGCGAAAACGCGCGAGAAGCAUCGAGUGGGGGAGGGUGCGGAUGGUUUAAACGCCUCGGGUGAGCGAGGGAUGGACGAGGACGCGCGUGCGCGGGGGGGGAAGGUGGUUGGACAGCGAAGAGGCGAUGAUGACUCGGCACGGUGGAUGUCCAAGCUCGACGACGAAAGAGCGAUCUUGGGAGUCGAGGACGUGGAGAUGCGACGUUCGAGGGCGUCGGCGAGUGGAGAGAUGGAUGCGUUAGAGUCGGAGUUGGAGCGAUCGGCGAGGAUAUCGACCACGUCAAGCGCGGCGGAGGAGGGACUUUGGGAGGAGAAGCCCGGGAAGUUGGUGCCGGCGGGUAAAGGCGCGGAGUCGUCGGGCGAUCGACGUGGGAACGUGAGCGGGAUGCGAUCUGGAAUGCGAGCAGUCGCUACGGGAAAUAAUGCGGGAGAUGUGAAGCGUGGCGAGAACGUGCGCCGCGGCGCCGUCGCGGAAGCAUUGGCGCGUGACGCUCCGCGGCAGCCAGCUGGCCCGCCGCCGCCGCGAAACCUUCCGUCGACGCUCAUGGGGACGGAGCAUCAGCUCUCGCAAGCGCAUCAGCAGUACAUGAUGAACAUGCAAAUGUCCGCCAUGCAUCAGGGACAGAUGGGUGCACCGAUUCAGCCAGAAUCGCCCAUGUCGCCCAUGUCAAUGCCGGCAGUGUGGACCAACGACGAUCCGUCUCGGACGGUUUAUCUCGUUCUGGUCGACGCGUCCAUGAACGACCAGAUGUUGUGGUCGAUCGCCUCGCAGUUCGGAGAUAUUCGUUCAAUCGCGAACGAGCUGCGACGAACGAUGAACACCGUGUUCGUGUCUUACUACGAUAUUCGAGCCGCCGAGCUCGCAAAGUUGACGCUACAAAUGUCCACGCACAUAUUCCACAUGGUGGCCUACUCCGGGGCGUGUGAUUGGAUCCCUGGGAUGGAGAACCAAGGCCGCUUCCUGGCGUACGAUAUCGGCACGGCCGAAGAAGAGCGCGACGCGGAGUUUCGAGCGUUGUUGGAUUCGUUUGGUGAGGUCAAGCGGUUGAUGACGCCAAGGGGCCACGAAAAUCAUAGAUUCAUAGAGUACUUUGACGUGAGGCACGCGCACACGGCGGUGACAGAACUGCAGCAGAGCGGGUUCAGGAGUAAGCCCCUUUCAGUGGACUUUCACUCGCAGUCUUACGCUGCGGACUUCCACCAGCAACACGCGUUCUCUCCGCCCUCGCCGUCCUCCAUACAUCAGUACAUGGGGCAGGCCGCGAUGAUGGCAAACAUGUACUGGCCAUACGGCGGUCCGGUCACGACGAUGCCCAUGGUUGGCGCGCAAGGGUAUGGUGGUUAUCAAGGAUGGUCGCCGGAUCAGCAGCACUACGGUUACCCUGUACAGAGUGCGAGUGGCCACGGUUACCCUGUACAAAGUGCGAGUGGCCACGGCGGGCAUCGCUCGCCCCGUUCAAGCGGCGAGUAUUCGCGAUCGCCGCGAACGAGUGAAAGUAUGGGCCGAUCUAGAUCGAGUCACAAUAGUACUUUAGAGGCGUUUCAGAGGACGAAUCCGGAAGAGUUCAUCUUCAGUAUGGAAGAAGCGAACGAGGCGGGGACGAAGGAUAAUCCAGAGCACGGAAGGACCACGCUCAUGAUUCGCAACAUCCCGAACAAGUACAAUCAAGCUAUGCUGUUGGAUCUCCUCAAUCGAUCUUACGAGAACCAGUACGACUUCUUCUACUUGCCCAUAGACUUCAAAAACAAAUGCAACUUGGGCUACGCUUUUGUGAACUUCAAGUGCGCCAAGACGACGGCGGCAUUUUAUAAGGAGUUCCACAAGCAGCGCUGGGAAGAAUUCAACUCCCGGAAAGUGUGCGAGAUCACUUACGCUCGGGUCCAAGGCAAGGAGGCCAUGGUUGAGCACUUCAAGAACAGUCGAUUUCCGUGUGAGAACGAAGAGUUCUUGCCGCUGGUCUUCGAUACCGACGGGAACAAAACUAGCUACCAUACUUUAGGACACACCGUACAUGGAGCGACUGGAAGGUUUCCAGACACGGCGAGCGAGAACGUAACCGACAGUGUUUAA
Messenger RNA from Ostreococcus tauri, 2091 nucleotides. Its product is annotated as Nucleotide-binding, alpha-beta plait. NCBI's taxonomy places the organism in Eukaryota, Viridiplantae, Chlorophyta, Mamiellophyceae, Mamiellales, Bathycoccaceae. The record is from RefSeq and is a predicted model, not a curated record. The transcript has a single exon. Bases 1 to 2091 code for a protein of 696 amino acids. Gene Ontology annotation, molecular function: nucleic acid binding.